This is a messenger RNA of Capsicum annuum, 1603 nucleotides long. RefSeq names its product ras-related protein RABA5a. Gene Ontology annotation, molecular function: GTPase activity; GTP binding. Gene Ontology annotation, cellular component: endosome. Bases 771 to 1451 code for a protein of 226 amino acids. The transcript has 5 exons. The record is from RefSeq and is a predicted model, not a curated record. NCBI's taxonomy places the organism in Eukaryota, Viridiplantae, Streptophyta, Magnoliopsida, Solanales, Solanaceae.
ACCUUCCAAAUUUGCAACAGUAGUAGAAUCUCAACUUUCUUCCCUCUUUUGGCCCUUCUUCCUCCCUCUCUCUCUCCUCCUUGCUCUUCUUCUCUCUUCCCCAUUUCAACUUUCUUAGAUCUUCAAACCCAAUCCAAUCUCUCAAAAAAAUCAUCAAAUAAUUAUUAACAAUCCUUCAAUCCCUGUGUUUUUCAAGACAUUUUUCUCAAAAGAUCACUUUUUUAUACCUUUUCUUGAUUGAUUUGGUUUAGUCAAGGUUCUUGAUUUGAUCAUAUAUUGAGAGGUUGUUAAAAGGGGUUGAUCCUUUCAUCAUAUAAAGAAGUGGGUGGUCAAUGGGUUUGAGUCGUGGAGACAGCCUCUUGCAGAAACGGACGGUUUGUGCUUAAAAAGUCCGCAACAAGAAGCAGGGAAAGUGGGAAGUGGCAAGUACGGGGCAUUAGACGAGCAACAGCUGAUUGGUUUUGUAUUUAAAAGCUGUCCGUUUAGAGGGCUGAAUAAGAUAGGAAACAGUUAGUAGUGCCGCGGCUGGAAGAAGUUGUAGUACAUGGUUAAUAGAAAGUCCUUGUUCUAAAUUACCUCGUCCUUCUUUGCCUUCAUAUACAACUUUUAUCAUCCUGUCCGUUUCGACUUUUGUCUUACAUAUGCUUGUAUUGCCUCGCAAGUUUCCUUGAGGGCCUUCUGCCUAUUUGUGCUUUAAAUUUCUUGUUUUUGGUGUUUAGCCACGAAAUAAGCGAAUAUGAUGUUGUAGCUUCCAUUUCACCACAAAGAAGAUGGCGUUCCGUUCCGAGGAAGCACAAACAGAAGAUUACCUUUUCAAGAUUGUUUUGAUUGGUGAUUCAGCUGUUGGGAAAUCAAAUUUGCUCGCUAGAUUUGCUCGUGAUGAAUUCUAUCCCAACUCAAAAUCAACGAUAGGAGUAGAGUUCCAGACUCAAAAGCUGGACAUAAAUGGGAAAGAGGUGAAAGCGCAGAUAUGGGACACAGCAGGUCAAGAACGGUUUAGGGCUGUAACUUCUGCAUAUUACCGAGGCGCAGUUGGAGCUCUUCUGGUUUAUGAUAUUAGUAGACGCCUGACUUUUGAAAAUAUUGGUCGAUGGCUUAAUGAACUUCAGACUCAUUCUGACAUGAACGUGGUUACAAUACUCGUUGGCAAUAAAUCUGAUCUGAAAGAUGCGAGGGAGGUGACAACAGCUGAAGGCAAAUCCUUAGCCGAGGCACAAGGUCUAUUCUUUAUCGAAACAUCAGCUUUGGAUUCUUCAAAUGUAGCUGUAGCUUUUCAAACAGUUCUUAAAGAGAUCUAUAAUAUCUUGAGCCGGAAAGUCAUGCAAUCGCAAGAACUCCAAAAAAAAGAUUCCGGUAGGCUGGCAAAUGGAAAAACUGUCGUUUUGAAAGCUGACGAUAACCAAGAAGCAGCAGAUACACAAGCGAAGAAAGCCGGAUGCUGUUCAUCGUAGAUUUCGGAGGAUAAUUCUUGUUAUAAACAACAUCUUCUACCUUGUUGUAAUUCAAUGUGUUGUUGUUUUGAAACAUUAUGGGAGAAAACAAACUUUCCAUUAGAAAAAAAAAAUGUAAAUUACCCAAAGUGGAGAAGAACUAUUUUUUGAUC